This is a messenger RNA of Eriocheir sinensis (Chinese mitten crab), 1348 nucleotides long. RefSeq lists its product as uncharacterized. Lineage: Eukaryota; Metazoa; Arthropoda; Malacostraca; Decapoda; Varunidae. The transcript is spliced from 2 exons. Bases 495 to 1043 code for a protein of 182 amino acids. The record is from RefSeq and is a predicted model, not a curated record.
UUAGGUUAGGUUAGGUUAGGUUAGGUUAGGUUAGUGUUAGGUUAGGUUAGUUUUAGGUUAGGUUAGGUUAGGUUAGGUUAUGUUAGGGUUAUGUUUAGUUUAAAUGCACCUGUGUGGACGAAACUAGUUUUUUCUGGUAGAUUUCGGUCUGUUUUGAAUGAAUGUGCUCUAAAUUUUUUAUCGCAAAUCAUUAGUCUCUUGGUUGGAAGGGGGGGGGGUAAAAAAUAUAAACGUGAUUUGCGAUAGAAAUGACACGCAUAUUCAUUCAAAACAGGCCGAAAACUACCGAAAAAAACUAGUUUCGUUCGGAAAUGCGAGACUGGUGAAGUGCUACAAAUUUACCGAUAUGAGGACGCCGCGACCCCGUGGAGUAAACUGUGGAGGAGCCGUACUACGCCAUCAGUGCAGUGACUCAGUGUUGUGUGCAGUGCAGUGGUGUGUUCAGUGCAGUGUGGUAGUGAGGGGGCUGUUCACUACGUCCUACGGGGUCGAGUAUGUGCAUGGGGAAGGCCAACUCUGACCCGACUGAGCACUUCGGCAAGCGCCGCACCAUGUGCGGCGCCAACUACUGGACGAGCGUGCAGAACUUCAUGGUGAGCAACAGGUUGGCCCAGCGCCUGCAUUUGCUGAAGCUCGUCGGGUUCUUCCCCGGGGACGUGCAGGCCGACCUGGACCGGGCCAAGGCAGAGGAGAAGGAGCACGACGAGGUGAUCUUGGCCCAGCUUGCCAGGGAGCUGGCCGACGACCAGCCGGACCCGCCGACGGACGAGUUGCUCGCCGCGGUCGGCAACUGCCGGCUACCUGGCCAGGAAGGUCCAGGCCAACUCUUCUGUGGCCGAGUGCUGCAAGCAGGAGCUUGCCCAGCAGGAGGAGAUGAAGAUUACCGUGGAGCUCGAGAGGGCGACCCGCCCUCUGUGAUGUUCGACGCCCUGGUCGAGCUGGUCGACAGGGGAGAGCUGGAGACGGGCCGGGCGGUCCUGAAGCGGCCAUCUUCCCAAUGGCCCACAUGGCGUCCUUCGGGAUGUCGCUGUGGGACUCCCUGAUGUGCAGGGAGGACAAGAAGGAGCGCAGGUUGAGGUUCCUCUCCCUUGCCAUGCGCCACAGGGACGGGUUCAGGCACCUCCUGGAGUUCCUGGCGGCCUCAGACCCGACCUUGCAGGGGUACAGGUGCCAGGAGGGGCACAACCUGGCCAACACCAUCUUGCCGCACAUCAGCAGGUCCCUCUUCAACUGUUUCGGUGCUAAUUUCUCCAAGGACGUGACCUCAGAAGCGAGGAAGAACAAGGCCUUGAAGCAGCCGACCGGCAGGAAGAGGAGCAGUAUCGAGGAGGGCAGGAAGGAGACGGCG